UAAAGUAACGAAGACCAAAAAAGAAGAAUGAAAACGAAGCUCUCUCUUCUCCUGUCUGGAGGAGUUGUUUUUGCUGGUGCGGAAAUUGGCCGCUUCUUCUCCCAUUCUCCUCCCCUUCCCCGCUCGCUCGCUCUCUCUACAUCUCGUUUCAAUCCCUGAAUCACCUUCUUCUCCAAUCCAGCUUCUGCAAUAAAAAUCCCUCUCCAAUUGAUCCGCAAUUCCGUUAAGUCCUUUCUUCCUGGUGCCGAUGGUGGUGUCACGCUGUUGAGAAAUCCAAUGUGCGUUGCGGAAUUUCGGAGUUGACGCCUUUCUUCCUCGUGCUUCAUAAACCCUAGAUCUUGUCAAUUUCGUGUGUUGUACAGCUUUGAUUUAGGGUUUUAAGUGCCGGAUCUCGAGGGGGCUCGCGUCUCGAGAUUGGGAGGGAGCAGGGGGGAAGAGAGUCUGGGCGUUGGUGAUUUUUUUUUUGUCGAAAUUUUUUUUUGGGCUGAUCGUGGAGGUUUUUUUUGGGGCUUGAUUUUUUUUAUGGCUUCCAAUCCUCCAUUCCAAGUGAUGGAGGAUCAAACUGACGAGGAUUUCUUCGACAAAUUAGUCGACGAUGAUUUUGGGCCUACCAGCUCCGAUGCCGCCCAGGUGAGCAAAUUCUCUGAGGGGAGUGAUUCCGAUGAGGCCAAGGCGUUUGCUAAUCUGAGCAUUGAGGACGUCAACGGUGGCGGCGAGGACGGUGGAGUUGUGGAGGAGGAGGUGAGAGAUGAUGGGAAUUCGGGGGAUGUGCCUGCUGGAAUUUCUGGGUCUCCGACGGAGGAGAGUGAUGCAUUGAACCCCUCUGGGUCUGGCAAUGCAGUGGAUUCUAGUAAUGAUGGGUUGAAAUCGAAGGUUGCACCUGAUCUAGAUCCAAUGACUGAUGUUGGAUCCACGAGGUCAGGGGCUAAGGAGGUGGGUUGGGGUUCAUUGUAUGCUGGUUCAGCACCAAAUGGAAAUAAUGAGUUUGGUUCGUGCUCUGAUUUUUUCAGUGAGUUGGAGGGGCAUUCUGAUGAUUCUAUUGCAAAAGUUGGUGGAAGCACGAAUGUAGAAACUAAUGCAGUCGGGGAAAUCAGGAAUUCUGUUAGUUAUGAGCAGUAUCAAGACGGUACACAAGGUCAUGGAGGUUAUUUGCAGGAAAACGUAAACAGGCAGGAUGUUAAUAGCACUCAGUACUGGGAAAGUAUGUAUCCUGGGUGGAAAUAUGAUAUGAACACUGGGCAGUGGUACCAAGUAGAUAGUUAUGGUGCAACAGUAGGUCUCCAAGAGAGCUACAAUGCUAAUUCGGGAAGUGAAUGGCCGGGUGCUGCUGAUGGUAAAGGAGAGGUUAAUUUCUUGCAGCAGAGCUCACAUUCUGUUGCUGCGACUGUGGCUGAUACAAGCACAACGGAGAAUGUGUCUACCUGGAAUCAGGUAUCUCAAGUAAGUAAUAAUGGUUAUCCAGAACAUAUGUAUUUUGAUCCACAAUAUCCCGGUUGGUACUACGACACAAUCGCACAAGAAUGGCGUUCCUUAGAGAGCUAUGUUUCAUCAGUACAAUCAGUGAUUCCCCAAGCACAUGAGCAACAGAAUCAGAAUGGGUUUGGUUUCAACAGUGCUUAUUCGCAGAAUGGUAGUGAUGCAUAUGGGGAAUUUGGACAACCAGAGAAAUAUGCUUCAAAUGCUUACACUAGCCAAGGACAAGAGGUCAGCGGGGGCGAGUCACAUGGAAGCUAUAACAUGUGGCAAGCUGAUAGUGGUUCCAAGAGCAAUUUCAGUCCUGAUUUUGGUCAAAAGCAGCAGUUGCAGAACUCCUAUGGCUCCAAUGUGUCCAUUGGCAAUCAUCUUGAUAAUCAAAAUUCCUUUAAUACCUUGGGAACUGUUGCCUCGUAUGAUAAGUCAAUGCAAGGUCAUCUUGAUGGCAAUGGGUUUUCGGGUUCACAAAAUUAUGGUGGCAACUUUAGUCAGCAGUUUAACCAGGGAAAUUUGAAGCAGAAUGAGCAGAUGAGUUUUUCAAAUGACUUUUAUGGCAGUAAAAAACCAGUGAGUUUUACAGAGCAAUCAUAUCAGAACAGUCAGCAAAUUUCUUAUCAGCCAGGAACAGGAAGAUCUUCUGCUGGCCGUCCUCCACAUGCACUGGUAUCUUUUGGAUUUGGUGGAAAGCUUGUUGUAAUGAAAGAUAGUACCCUUGGGAACACUUCAUUUGGAACUCAGGAUGCUGGUGGGGGUUCAAUUUCUGUUAUGAAUUUAAUGGAGGUUGUUUCUGGGAGCAGUCCUGACAAUAUGUCAACUGUUGGAGGCACAUCCUGCAAUUAUUUCCGCCCUCUCUGCCAACAAUCUUUCCCUGGACCCCUGGUGGGUGGGAAUGUUGGAAGUAAGGAUUUUAAUAAAUGGAUUGAUGAGAGGAUUGCCAACUGUGAAUCCCCCGAUAUGGAUUACAGAAAAGGCGAAGUGUUGAAGCUUCUCCUAUCUUUGCUUAAAAUAGCUUGUCAGCAUUAUGGAAAACUUCGGUCUCCCUUUGGAUCAGACACAUCUUCGAAGGAAAGUGAUACUCCAGAAUCAGCUGUUGCGAAACUUUUUUCGUCUACCAAGAAGCAGUUCAAUGAGUAUGGUACUCUUAGCAACUGCUUGCUAAAUUUGCCCUCUGAAUCGCAACUUCGGGCAUCUGCUUCUGAGGUACAAAAUCUUCUGGUUUCUGGUAGAAAAAAAGAAGCUUUACAAUAUGCACAAGAAGGUCAGUUGUGGGGACCUGCACUUGUGCUUGCAUCACAGCUCGGAGAUCAGUUCUACGUUGAUACAGUGAAGCAGAUGGCAUUACGCCAAUUGUUGCCAGGGUCACCUUUGCGGACAUUGUGUCUUCUUAUUGCUGGGCAACCAGCAGAAGUUUUUUCCUCGGGUACUAGAUCUGAUGGUGGUCCUUUUGGUGCUGCAGUUGGCACUCAACAACCUUUGCAGCCUGGAGCAAAUAGCAUGCUGGAUGAUUGGGAACAGAAUUUGGCUUUAAUAACUGCAAAUAGAACGAAAGAUGAUGAGCUUGUCAUCAUACAUCUUGGAGACUGCCUGUGGAAGGAUAGAAGUGAGAUUGUAGCAGCACAUAUAUGCUAUUUAGUUGCUGAAGCGAACUUUGAGUCAUAUUCAGACACUGCAAGGAUGUGUCUUAUUGGUGCAGAUCACUGGAAGCAUCCUCGUACUUUUGCUAGCCCAGAGGCUAUUCAGAGAACAGAGCUUUAUGAAUACUCUAAGGUGUUAGGUAACUCCCAGUUCAUCUUGCAGCCGUUUCAGCCAUAUAAGCUUGUUUAUGCAUACAUGCUGGCUGAAGUAGGCAGAGUCUCAGAUUCUUUGAAGUACUGUCAAGCAGUCUCGAAAUCUCUGAAAACUGGUCGAGCUCCUGAAAUAGAGACUUGGAAACAAUUAUUGUCGUCCCUUGAAGAAAGGAUUAGAAUACAUCAACAGGGUGGAUAUGCUACAAACUUGGCACCAGCAAAGCUAGUUGGUAAACUGCUCAACUUCUUUGAUAGCACCGCACACCGUGUUGUUGGUGGUCUGCCACCACCAGCACCAUCAACAUCGCAUGGUCUACAUAGCCAUGAACAUGAUCAGCAACUGAUGGCGCCUCGAGUCGCUGCUAGUCAAUCAACGAUGGCUAUGUCCACACUAGUACCGUCUGCUUCAAUGGAACCCAUAAGCGAAUGGGCAGCUGAUGGCAAUAAAAUGGGAAGACAUUCAAGGAGUGUCUCGGAGCCCGACUUUGGAAGAACACCAAGACAGGGCCAGGCUGAUUCGUCGACAGCUGGACCCCCAUCCACUUCCCAAGACAAGACGCCUAGUUCAACAGGAGGAUCUCGCUUGGGUCGUUUUGCUUUUGGUUCACAACUGCUGCAGAAGACCGUGGGUCUAGUGUUACGGCCCCGCUCAGAUAAACAGGCCAAGUUAGGUGAAAAGAACAAAUUCUAUUACGACGAAAAACUCAAGAGAUGGGUGGAAGAAGGUGUAGAACCCCCAGCCGAGGAAGCUGCCCUGCCACCUCCACCAACUACUGCAGUGUUUCAGAAUGGAACCUCGGACUAUAACUUGAAAUCUGCACUGAAGAGCGAGGGUUCUCCAUCUAGUGGGAGCCCCAAAUUCCGGAGUUCAGUUAUGCAAGAACAUAGUUCAGGCAUCCCUCCUAUUCCCACUAGCUCAAAUCAAUUUUCAGCCCGUGGAAGAAUGGGCGUACGAGCGAGGUAUGUGGACACCUUCAACCAAGGUGGUGGAGGCGCAGCAGCAAACGCGUUCCACUCAUCACCCAUACCAGCUCCCAAACCUGCUGUCUCCAUGAACACCAAGUUCUUUGUUCCUUCACCUGCUCCUUCUGCCGAUAAUUUGUUGGCUGAAUCUGUGGCGGCAGAAAAUGUGCAAAACAAUGCUCAAGCAGCAGCAAGUGAGAUGCCUUCAACAUCCUCCAUGAAUGAUUCUUUUCAGUCUCCUCCCACAGCUUCUUCGCCAACUUUCCAGCCUCCUAUGGCAUCUUCCAUGCAAAGGUUCCCAAGCAUGGACAACAUUGCCAAAGGAGGGAGAGUUGGCGGCUUAAAUGUCAACGGUGGUGCACCCCAAUCUCUAUCUCGACGAACGGCAUCUUGGAGUGGUACUUUCAAUCCGUCGUUCAGCCCGCCAAGGGCCACAACAGAGAUAAAACCUUCUCUCGGCAUGCCACUGCCAGCAGGCCCUCCUUUGAUGCCAGGUAGUGACCCUUCGACGCCUCAGAUGCCAACAAAUGGAGGCAGCUUUGGCGAUCUCCAGGAAGUUGAACUUUGAGUGACAAGGCAUCAGCUGGGAGAUUCAUAAGACAUCCAAGUUUUGUUUAUCGCGAUCAGACCAUGCAGGGACUACUGCAAAGGCUCUGUGUAAGAGCACUAAUACGUGAAGCACAAGAAGCAUAUGAAAGUAUGGUUUUUGAAGAAUUCCACAUGGUCUUCUUUGACCCCGUCCUAAUGUUUAAGCUUGAAGCUCAGUUGGGGAACUAAGCAUUUCCAAUUUUCUGUAAUCUUAGAAAGCAUAUAUGGCCUUUUGGUAUUUUCCUCUCUUGAAUAUGCGAAGAAGACGAGAAGCUAUGGGGAGGGCUUUGGUGGCAGACUGCUGAGUCUGUUGUAACCCUUGUGGAAGAAGAGGAGAGGGAUCGAAGAAAGUUGUACAGUUUGAUUUGUUGAUUUGUUGAAAAAACAGGGGGAGACCAAAAGAGAAAAUUAAGGAUAGGUAGAACAAGAUAGGGAGCUCUCUUCCUGAAAGAUCCUUCUCAAGGGGAGAAAUAAAAGGGUGGGGGAAAAUGGAAUUGGUGUACUUAUUUGACACAAAAUAAAACGCCUUGUUUCUUGUAUUUUUUUUCAAUAUAUGUAUUCUUAACUUCCUGCUAUAUAUAGUUCAGAAUUUUGUAGUUUUACUUUACCCCAUGUGGAGUUAACAGAGGAUUCUAUGUCUGUUGUGACUGCCAAAUUUUC
Molecule: messenger RNA, 5471 nt
Organism: Linum tenue
Lineage: Eukaryota; Viridiplantae; Streptophyta; Magnoliopsida; Malpighiales; Linaceae
Source: the annotation of a GenBank genome assembly